AGAUCUGGUAAAACUGAAAGUAAGAGAAGUGGAGUGCCAUCCUCUGGGGCACUGUGAGUGUGGGGCAAGAAGAGUUUGGAUGCCAUCCCCAAGUGACAGAUGGGUGGACUUUUCAUCUGAAAGGAGGAGAUACCUCAAGCCUAAGAUUGCGUGUGAAGCAAGCAGAAGACAGAAAAGAGAGGCAGAAGCCAAAAGGGAAGAUCGAAAUUGCAAGGAACACACCGACAGUGACAGAAGGGCCGCUUCUUCAGCUGCUCACCCAAGGAAGAAGCAAAAUGUCUCUAAAGCUGCCCAGGAACUGGGAGUUCAACCUGAAAGCAGAGGCCGCCAAAAUAGCUCGGUCCAGGAGCGUGAUGACCAGCGAGCAGAUGGCGAGCUUCCACGCACCAUCUGCCCCUAACCCUCUGGAGAGGCCCAUCAAGAUGGGCUGGCUGAAGAAGCAGCGGUCCAUUGUGAAGAACUGGCAGCAGAGGUACUUCGUGCUGAAGGCGCAGCAGCUCUACUAUUACAAGGACGAAGAGGACUCGAAGCCACAGGGCUGUAUGUAUCUACCAGGAAGCACCAUCAAAGAGAUUGCUACAAACCCAGAAGAAGCAGGGAAGUUUGUCUUUGAAAUUAUUCCAGCCUCAGGAGAUCUGAAUCGAGCAGCACAAGACUCAUAUAUCCUCAUGGCCAGUUCCCAGGCAGAGAUGGAGGAGUGGGUUAAAUUCCUCAGGAGAGUUGCUGGCACACCAUCUGGAGCGGUCUUUGGCCAGCGCUUGGAUGAGACUGUAGCCUAUGAACAGAAGUUUGGCACCCACUCAGUACCCAUCCUGGUGGAGAAGUGUGCGGAGUUCAUCCUGGAGCAUGGCAUGAAUGAAGAGGGCAUCUUCCGCCUGCCCGGGCAGGACAACCUGGUGAAGCAGCUGAGAGAUGCUUUCGAUGCCGGGGAGCGGCCCUCUUUUGACAGAGACACAGAUGUGCACACCGUGGCCUCUCUGUUAAAGCUCUAUCUCCGAGACCUCCCAGAGCCUGUGGUUCCCUGGAGCCAGUAUGAAGGGUUCCUGCUUUGUGGACAGCUCAUGAACGCAGACGAGGCAAAGGCUCAGCAGGAGUUGAUAAAGCAGCUCUCCAUCCUUCCGCGGGACAACUACAGACUCCUGAGCUACAUCUGCCGGUUUCUACAUGAAAUCCAGCUGAACUGCGCUGUUAACAAGAUGAGUGUGGACAACCUGGCCACUGUAAUUGGUGUGAAUCUCAUCAAGUCAAAGGUCGAGGACCCGGCUGUGAUCAUGAGAGGGACCCCUCAGAUCCAAAGAGUGAUGACCAUGAUGAUCAGAGAUCAUGAAGUCCUCUUCCCCAAGUCCAAGGACACACCCCUGUCACCCUCUGCCCAGAAAAAUGACCCCAAGAAACUGCCAGUGCCUCGAAGCUCUGUGGGCUGGGAUGUUGCCGAAGACCCUUCCAUUUCUAGGACAGACAACUUCAGUAACACGACAAGUGACUCCGAUGCCACCAGCCCCACAGGAUCGCAGCCAAGUGACAGGCAUCAGCACGACAGUGGCAAAGCCCCCACAGAAAAGCCGGGAGACUGGAAGGUGCAGUCUCGCAAAAGGACCCAAACACUCCCGAACCGGAAAUGUUUCUUGACAUCAGCUUUUCCAAGUAGCAACAGCAACAAAGUAGAGAUCUUUAAGAAUGAGUUUUGGUCACCUUCAACAGAGGCUAAGGCGGGGGAAGGGCACAGAAGAACCAUGUCUCAAGACUUGGGCCAUCUUUCCGACCCCCAGCGGACUUCAACCUAUGACAAUGUCCCCUCCCAGCCAGGGCCCCGUGAGCCUGAAGGGGGCACACUUUCUUCCCCUACCUCUGACUGCAAGAAAGACGCUCUCGCCAGCCCAGACUCUCAAACGGGGCCUCAAGGAAAGAACUCUGUGGAAGAGGAGCUUGAUUCUUUGCAGAAGAUGGUCCAGGACCUACGGGAGCAAAUAGAAACACAGAAGAAAACAUAUGAAGAACAGAUUAAAAAUCUUGAGAAGGAAAAUUACGAUGUCUGGGCUAAAGUGGUCAGACUCAAUGAAGAGCUAGAGAAGGAAAAGAAGAAGUUUGCUGCUCUGGAAAUCAGCCUUCGCAAUGUGGAGCGCUCCAGGGAGGAUGUGGAGAAGAGGAACAAGGUUUUGGAAGAAGAAGUCAAGGAAUUUAUCAAAUCAAUGAAGGAACCCAAGACUGAUCCGUGAGGGGCCUAGAAGUACCAUAAGGACAACAAUCAAAGCUUGGCUUUGUUCCUUUCCUCAGUGGUGUGCACAACUGGAAAAGUAACUUAACUCCCUCAGAGGGAAAGGACAUUUUAGGGGAAAUGUCACACUGCACAAUAAGCAAAUCAGUGGAGUUUGCAGAUGGAUAUGGAUGAGGGGGGAAAUAUGCGGACACCUAUGAUCACCUGUCACUGAGCUCAAAAGGAUUGCAUUAUUCCCCUGUGGCCUCAGGAAGAGUGAAUGAAACCUUCCAUAGGUAAUAACUUGUUCCAACAGAGAAGUAUGAGACAGGUGAUAUCUCAGUGGUCGGGCAGAAAGCUGGCCAUAAUCUGAAGCUGGGCGGAGAUGUUAGUUCUUUAUCUCAGCAUGAAACAACUCACCCAGCCAGAUGACCUCAAGAUACCUUUGGGCACAGGCAGAAAUGGGAUUCAGCUCUCUGAAGCUCAUCCAGGAGGCCUGGGAUUGGGCAGCUGCUCCUGCUGGGCUGGGAACCCCAUCCUACCACCCUUGCCACAGCGCACAUUCUCUGGGGUUUUCCGACUUUAUAUUAGAGCAAGAUGAAGCAAGCAAUAAACUGUAUUUAUAAAGACAAAACUAUACUCAAACAAAGUAAUUUUAAAAACAAAAAAGAAAGAGCAAGGCUGUUGCUAAUUCAUAGGACACCUUUGUAAGAACUGCUAAGCUACAUCCUUUCCUCUGAGCAGAUGUACCUCUCUCAGGAGCUCAUGGCUUGGUGACCAGGACAUGGGCUGUUCGCAAGCCCUCACUUGCCUUUCAGUAGCCUCAACUGUGUGUGAAGACCCAAGAGUAAAGGCUUCCUGCUCUGAUGUGACCUCCUUAAAGACUUUGGAUUUAUGUAGUAAAAUAUAUGAGAAUAAUAUAUUUUCCAUUUGUGAAAAUGUACGUGCUUUCACCUUCUAAAGUUACCUUGGGCACUAGACAACAUCUGGGAGGUGAAUUUCCCUGGAGAUGGUCGACUUGAAGAAGAUGGUGCUGGCAGGGGGAGAUUUGGGACAUUGUUAGAAAAUCAAUAAAAUAUGUGAAUCCCUGAGAUCUACUUACUCUUUAAUUACAGUCA
Molecule: messenger RNA, 3312 nt
Organism: Octodon degus (degu)
Lineage: Eukaryota; Metazoa; Chordata; Mammalia; Rodentia; Octodontidae
Gene: Arhgap25
Product: Rho GTPase activating protein 25
Exons: 11
Coding region: 276-2216 (646 amino acids)
Biological process (GO): phagocytosis, engulfment; actin filament organization; activation of GTPase activity
Cellular component (GO): phagocytic cup
Molecular function (GO): GTPase activator activity
Source: RefSeq, a predicted model, not a curated record